Molecule: messenger RNA, 813 nt
Organism: Alternaria arbusti
Lineage: Eukaryota; Fungi; Ascomycota; Dothideomycetes; Pleosporales; Pleosporaceae
Exons: 2
Coding region: 1-813 (270 amino acids)
Source: RefSeq, a predicted model, not a curated record
AUGCCCAUAUUCAAGGGUUUGAAGAGUAAACUCGGUGCUGGGGAACCCAAAAAGGAAACGAAGGCCAAGCCACUCCCUCCUCGACUCGCCUUCACGGAGCAAACCUACCCCGACGAAUACAUCAUCAAGAAUUUCGACGACCUCUUUUCCAAGACAGUCCGAGUUUGGAGAGGCGGUGACUGGAAUAAGAAUGUAAGAAAUGGUGCCACAGGCGCACUAUUCGAAUCAUCCCACCACGUGCCCGGCGAAGGCGCUAAGGAUCGUGCGGCUUUCAAGGACGGCAAGUUUGGAUUUUGCCUAGAGUGGAUCAACUUCUUGUACGAGGGAAAAGUCUAUCGUGUCCGCUACCACCCCAAAGCAGUGUACAAGGACGGCCCAAACCGCAUCUAUGAUCUCUUGAAUUGGGGCGAGACGAUCAGAUAUGGUAUGAUCAAAGAUAUCGGCGCUCCAGAGGUUCCUUUGACGGAUGAACAGCGGAGAUUGCAGGCCGUGAAGGAUCUCAAAGAGCUAGAAAACAGGCUAGGUGUGGCGUAUGACGAUGGUCAACCUGCCGAAGAACUGACUAAUCAGGUGGAAAUCAUGCGGAGAGCGAUCAGUAACAAAAGUUACUUGCUUGAGGACAGAUCAAACGCCGCGCCCCAACCCUCUGCUCCUGCCACUAUUCUCAACUCCAGGAAAGCUUUGAGUAACAAUGCGCCAGGUAAUCCAGACCUCGACGCCAAGGCCAAGCGUAAUCCGAACAAUGCCGCAAAAGGAGGCAAGACGGCCUUCACAAGAGCCUUGGACUCGAUCAAUGAGCAUCCGGGAUCCUGA